AAGAUCAUGAAAUAUAUUCUGCUGAUGAUGAAACAGCCAAACAGAUCUUAAGUUCUUUAUUUAAAUCUUCUUUAGAAUUUCCUUCAUUUUUAAAUUUUAAUGAAAUAAUUUCUAAUGUAUAA
Messenger RNA from Funneliformis caledonium, 122 nucleotides. The record is from the annotation of a GenBank genome assembly. NCBI's taxonomy places the organism in Eukaryota, Fungi, Glomeromycota, Glomeromycetes, Glomerales, Glomeraceae.